Molecule: messenger RNA, 345 nt
Organism: Polistes dominula (European paper wasp)
Lineage: Eukaryota; Metazoa; Arthropoda; Insecta; Hymenoptera; Vespidae
Product: cytochrome P450 4C1
Molecular function (GO): iron ion binding; monooxygenase activity; oxidoreductase activity, acting on paired donors, with incorporation or reduction of molecular oxygen
Source: RefSeq, a predicted model, not a curated record
AUGCAACACUAUUUAAUUCCAUCUGGUAGUAUUUGCUUGGUGAUCAUUUACCACGUGCAUAGAAAUCCGGAAUUUUGGCCAAAUCCGAAUAUUUUCGAUCCGGACAGAUUUUUACCGGAGAAUAGUAAAGGACGUCAUCCCUAUUGCUACAUACCAUUUAGUGCUGGGCCGAGAAAUUGUAUUGGUCAAAAAUUUGCAAUGCUUGAGCUUAAACUCUUUGUAGCUUUUAUACUGUACAAUUUUGAGUUAGAACCGGUGGAUGAACUAGAUGAUGUUACAUUUUCGGCAGAUUUUACCUUGAACACGUCUAAACCACUUCGAGUCAAAUUUAUACCUAUAAGAUAG